AUGUUUUACUGCACUCAAAGCAGCGCGUCUAUAUCGACGACAACUGUUUGGACGCCAGCUUUCAUUGGCAGUAGCAGCAGCAGCAGCACAACAGGCAAUCGAGAUCUUGCAACAUCCGGGAUACGAGCUCAGUCGCUUCUUUCGAUUGAUGGCAGCGAAGUGGAAUCCAAGAAGAUGCAGCUACAGCGCCGUUUUCAUUCCAGAAAGCAGCAGUUCAUUGUUGCCGGACUCGGUUCGCCCGUUUCUUUGCAACAUCCAUUAAUGCCAUCUCUAUUUGGGACUUAUGGAUUGGACAGAGGCCUAGAUGAGAAAAAAAAAUUUUGUUUCUUUUAUUUUUGCAAGAUUGAAUGA
Gongylonema pulchrum is the source of this 351-nucleotide messenger RNA. NCBI's taxonomy places the organism in Eukaryota, Metazoa, Nematoda, Chromadorea, Rhabditida, Gongylonematidae. The record is from the annotation of a GenBank genome assembly.